AUGCCUCCCCUCCCCAUCCCCCCCUUCGCCGAAACCCAACAAACCCUCCUCCUCGCCGAACACCAAGCAGAAGUCUCCUCCUCCAAGCUCGCCACAACAGCCGCCUCCGCCUCGCCCUCCACCCGCCGCACCCUCCAAGCAACCGGCUAUGCCCUCACAGGACUAAUCCUCUCGCAAUGCCGCACGGGCAUGGGCGGCCGCGUGGUCGGCGAGUUCGUCGCGGACCCGGCGACGGCUGCGGCGGGUGAGAAGGGCGAGGCGCUGCUGGGGACGCAUGGGAUGAGGGUUGGGGAUGUGGUGCGGGCGAGUGAGGUUGGGUCUGGUUCUUCUGGUGGGGUGAAGAAGGGUGGGAAGGAGAAGGAGAAGGAGGGUUUGAAAGAGAAGGCGCUGGAGGGGGUGAUUACGCGCGUUGUUGGGGAGAAGAGUGUCUGGGUGGCCUUUGGGCAACGCGGGGGUGGGGGAAAGGCGAAGGAGGAUGAUGAGGUUGUUGAGGAGUUGUGGGGGAAGAAGGUUUGGUUGGUUAAACUUGCGAAUGAUGUUACGUAUCGACGAAUGAACCAGACUAUGGAGAAGAUGGCGAAAAUGACCGACUCGGAUCACACCCACUUUAUGCGCGUCGCGUUCGGCCAUACGACGCCUCUACAACCCGACUACGAAGCUAUCGGCGACAUAGAGUUCCAAGACCCCUCGCUGAACGACUCCCAGAAAGAAGCGAUCCGGUUCGCGCUCGCGUCGAGGGACAUCGCGCUCAUCCACGGCCCCCCUGGGACAGGCAAAACGCACACUUUGAUCGAGCUUAUUCUGCAGAUGGUGCGGCGAGGACAGCGGGUGCUCGUGUGCGGCCCGUCGAACAUCUCCGUGGAUAACAUUGUUGAAAGGCUGGCGCCCAAGAAGGUCCCCGUCGUCCGCGUCGGUCAUCCAGCGCGUCUGCUGCCGUCCGUGCUGGACCACUCGCUGGAGGUGUUGACCCACACGUCCGAGGCGGCUGCCAUUGUGCGUGAUGUCCGCACCGAGAUCGACCAGAAGCAGGCGAGUAUCCGCAAGACGCGGGCGGCGCGGGAGCGACGGGCUAUCUACAGCGAUCUGAAGGAGUUGCGGAAGGAGUACCGCGAGCGCGAGUCCAAGUGUGUGGACAACCUCGUCCGCGAGAGUAGCGUCGUGCUGGCGACGCUGCAUGGCGCCGGCGGGCACCAGGUCAAAAACCAGAAGUUCGACGUGGUCAUCAUCGACGAGGCCAGUCAGGCGCUGGAGGCGCAGUGCUGGAUCCCGCUGCUGGGUGCGUCGCGGGUGGUGCUCGCGGGCGACCACCUGCAACUGCCCCCGACGGUCAAGUCCGCCCCGAAACCCUCCGAGACCAAAGGCGACACGACCGACGGCGACAUACAGACAAAGCUGCCCAACGUGUCCCUUGAAACGACCCUGUUCGAUCGCCUGCUGAAGAUCCACGGCGCGAGCAUCAAGCGCAUGCUGACGACGCAGUAUCGCAUGCACGAGCGUAUCAUGCGCUUUCCGUCCGAUGAGCUGUACGAGGGGAAGCUCAUGGCCGCGGAGUCUGUCCAAUCACGCCUCCUCAAAGACCUCCCGUAUGACGUGGAGGAGACGGACGACACCAAAGAGCCCGUGGUGUUCUGGGACACGCAGGGCGGGGACUUCCCUGAAAAGCCCGAGGACGACGGAAUCCAGAAGAAGGGCAAUCUACUCGGCGAGAGCAAGAGCAACGAGAUGGAGGCGUUGAUCGUCGCCAGGCACGUGGAGAACCUCAUCCAGGCGGGUGUGCGGCCCGAGGACGUCGCCGUGAUUACGCCAUACAAUGGCCAAUUAGCGGUGCUGUCGAAGAUGCUGCGGGACAAGUUCCCGGGGCUGGAACUGGGGAGUGUCGAUGGGUUCCAGGGCCGCGAGAAAGAGGCGGUCGUCGUCAGUCUAGUGCGCAGCAAUGGCGAUAAGGAAGUGGGGUUUUUGGCGGAGAAACGUCGGCUGAAUGUGGCCAUGACGCGACCCAAACGGCAUCUGUGUCUGUGUGGCGACUCUGAAACCAUCAGCCAGGGCAGCAGCUUUCUCAAGCACUGGAUGGCGUUUCUGGAAGAGCACUCGGAUCUUAGGUAUCCUGACGCGGGUGAACUACUGUGA
Aspergillus campestris IBT 28561 is the source of this 2127-nucleotide messenger RNA. RefSeq names its product putative DNA helicase. NCBI's taxonomy places the organism in Eukaryota, Fungi, Ascomycota, Eurotiomycetes, Eurotiales, Aspergillaceae. Gene Ontology annotation, molecular function: 5'-3' DNA helicase activity; ATP binding; ATP hydrolysis activity. The record is from RefSeq and is a predicted model, not a curated record. The transcript has 5 exons. Bases 1 to 2127 code for a protein of 708 amino acids.